Rodentolepis nana is the source of this 2523-nucleotide messenger RNA. NCBI's taxonomy places the organism in Eukaryota, Metazoa, Platyhelminthes, Cestoda, Cyclophyllidea, Hymenolepididae. The record is from the annotation of a GenBank genome assembly.
AUGGAAUUGUCGAGAGCAAGCAAAGAUGAGUAUGAUUUUGACUCCUCUGACGAAGAGGAUAUUAGAAACACUGUUGGUAAUGUUCCAAUGCAAUGGUAUGAAUCGUUUCCUCAUGUCGGAUAUGACGCUACAGGUCGGCCCAUAAUGCGGCCAACAGCUGGACAUCAGCCAUCAGACGCCAUAUCCGAAUUCCUCAAGAAUGCAUCUAAAGAAGAAGGAGAGCAAAAUUCUGAGUGGCGUACAAUUACUGAUCCCAUGACGGGUCAAGCAGUUGUCCUAAGUGAUCGAGACCUUGAGAUUAUUACCCGCAUGAACGCUGGCAAAGGUGUUUUGGGAGACAAGGAAGAUGACGUAUUCCAACCUUUUGAGGAUAUCUUUUCUAAAGAUGUUUCCGACAUGCCAGUUACUGCCCAUCCUCCACAGAAACGUUCCUUCAUUCCCUCAAUUCUUGACCGUCGUAGAGUUGGCCGUAUCACCCAUGCAAUGAAAAUGGGCUGGAUUAGACCUCGUCUUCCAGCUUGGGCUCUUGAAGAUCCAGAAGAUCCUGACCAAGUCCGCCGUUUUGCUAUGUACUCUACAUCCGGUAAACCGGGAGCAUUUAACGAUGACUUUGAGGGUGAUAUUCUCGGUUUCUCUUCAUCUUCCGUGCCUUACGUCGUCAUGCCAGAUGUUUGGGCCGAUCAAGAUGAAAAAGAGAGCCAAGAUCAGCAAACACUCGCUUGGCAAGCCAGUCUACCACCAACUUUACGAACUUAUCGUCCACCUAGACCGUCACCAUAUAUGCGACCUGCUGCAGAACCGUUGCCUGGGCAUGCAGAAUCAUAUAAUCCACCUCCAGAAUUCCUUCUUACUGAAGAAGAAGAACGUAGGGUGCUUCGUGCUUGGCGUGAGAAGGUUAAAGAUAAUCAAGCUUCUAAUGUCUUACCAUUUUUACCACGGCGUUAUGAAUGUCUUCGCCGUGUUCCAUUCUCUGAACGUUACUUGCGAGAACGUGGUGAACGAGUCAAGGAUAUGGUGAUGGCUGCUCGUGUUGAAAAGCAGAAAGUACACACUACCCCGGAAGCUCUUUUACCACAAAUUCCAAGUCUUGCAGAUCUGCGACCAUUUCCUAAUCAUUCAGGUGUCGAGUAUAAAUCACAUUCUGGUCGGGUUACUGGCCUUUCGAUAUCACCCUGUGGCCAAUGGUUGGCGUCAGUGUCUUCAGUUGAUGGGUGCCUUCGAAUCUGGGAGGUGGCCAGUAACUACUGCUUCCGUUGCUACCGAUUGGUUCCGGGUAAGCCUGAUGUGUUCGCAGGUGCUGGAGGUUUGUUGAAACCAAAAGGUAAACAGAUUGAGUCGAGGGAUCUUGACAGUGAUGAUGAAGAAAUUCAACCCUCAGCAAUUGUUGCUUGGAAUCCCAAUCCCCAGCUGUGCUUGGUCGCUGCGGCUUUUGGAAAUAAGAUUUUCAUUGUGAAUCCGGUUCUGGGUGAUCGUGUUAUUGUGGAAAAGACGGACGCGGCGAUAAAGGAGUACUGGAAGUCCCAUUUGACUGACAUUGAAGCCGCAAAGGCAGUAGAUUUGGAUGAACAGGAAGAAACUGAAGAGCAGGAGGAGAUGGAGCCGCCUAAAAAGAAGGGACGCAGGACCCCCAACACGAUGCGAGGUCAAGUUGCCCUGUGGAGUUUCAAGGCCACCACCCGGACCAAUGCUGCCACCAAAUCUGCAGCGAGUGAUGCUAACGCUUUCAACGUUCACUUUGGCAAACAUUCAGCUGAAGUGGCGUCAAAUAGAAGCGAAUUCUCGGCCAGAAGCAAAACUCUGGAACUUUCUAGAGUAUCUAUUGAAUUACACCAAGAGUGUAUUGAUUUGUCAUGGCAUCCAAAAGGUGAUUAUCUUCUUAGUCUCAGUAUCUCUCCGCUCUCCAGUGAAGCCCGUAGUCGUGCAGCCAACCGAGUUCUUCUCCACAGAAUCUCUCGAAUGGCCAGCCAAGCGCCCUUCGCUGCGGCCACAGGAGAGGUGUCCGGUUCUGUUGCUGAGGAAUGGCGAGGCGUGGCCUUCCAUCCUGGUGGCAAACCCAUUCUUUAUGUCGCUUCCACUCGUCUCGUUCAUCGGUUCGAUCUUGUUGAACAGAAAGAGCUUCCACGACUCAAGUUGGACAUUUCCGACGACUAUAUCGUCUCGUUGGCUGUCCACCCAACUGGUGACCAUGUUAUCGCGGGAACAAGUGACAGUCGAUUCGUUUGGUUCGAUGCAGAUAUGGGCAACGUGCCCUUCAAAAAACUCUCCUUGAAUCAUGGAACUGUCCACAAGGUAGAUGUUCAUCUCAGAAGACCUCUUGCAUCAGUAGCUCUUGACGAUGGUUCUCUUUGUAUUGUUCAUGCAAAGGUGUCUGACGAUCUGCUCUCGAAACCACAGAUUAUUCCGGUUCAGAUGAUUCGAACUGGAUUUCACAACACUUUCAGCUGCGUAUUUCACAAUCGUCUGCCCCAUAUCUAUGCUGGUGGAGAGUGUGGCACUAUUCGGCAAUUUGUACCAUGGCAUUGA